Messenger RNA from Trichoderma virens Gv29-8, 789 nucleotides. RefSeq lists its product as uncharacterized. The transcript is spliced from 2 exons. The coding region runs from base 1 to 789 and encodes 262 amino acids. NCBI's taxonomy places the organism in Eukaryota, Fungi, Ascomycota, Sordariomycetes, Hypocreales, Hypocreaceae. The record is from RefSeq and is a predicted model, not a curated record.
AUGGCCGUCACCUCACAGGAGGCCUUGUGUAUUGUCGUUAUCAUUUAUUUCUUUCCCGCUUUAUUUGUUGCGGCGUGGGUCUGCCGAUGCCAUGGUUUCGGCAAGCAACUCGGCUGGCUUUACCUCGUCCUGCUGUGCCUUGUGCGUGUGGUUGGAUCUGCGCUACGGAUUACCAGUGAAAUUAAUCACGAGGCGGGCAUAAGUACGGCCGCUGAUGUGGUUUCGUCUGUCGGAGUAAUGACGCUGCUGCUGGGAAUGCUGGAACUCAUCGACCGUUUCGAAUCGAUGCUCAGUUUCAAACCAAUUCAUCAGAGAGUAUGGACAUUCUUGCAACUAGCUCAGUAUGCUGCUUUUAUCCUAUACGCUGUGGGCAUGGGCAUGGGAAGAACAGACCUCAACGAAGCCUCUACCAUUAUCGUGGCGGCAACGUUUGUUGUCCAGGUAGCGAUAUGUGCCAUCUUAUCCCGCUAUAUGCAUCAUGCUGCACGCUACAGCCGACUCCUCCUCGUUGCAAUCAUCAGCAUCCCGUUUCUGGCGGUGCGGGUUGCCUACGGGAUUGCAACAACAUUCGUAACCAGCGACAGUCCAUUCAACAGAGGGGUAACUGGCGUGGUGAUCAGUGCAUUCUUGCAAUACGCGAUGGAGUUCGUUGCCGCAACCCUCUUUCUCUACGCUGGUGUUGUUUUAUUGCCUCCCAAGCACGUGGAUAGUCGCGAAUCCGGCACAGCAUCGCUCAACAACAACAACGAGUUUCCAAUGGGCUUUCCCCACGCGCUGCCCAGUCGUUGA